Molecule: messenger RNA, 2030 nt
Organism: Olea europaea var. sylvestris
Lineage: Eukaryota; Viridiplantae; Streptophyta; Magnoliopsida; Lamiales; Oleaceae
Product: protein EXPORTIN 1A-like
Exons: 6
Coding region: 797-1519 (240 amino acids)
Biological process (GO): ribosomal large subunit export from nucleus; ribosomal small subunit export from nucleus; protein export from nucleus
Cellular component (GO): nucleus; cytoplasm
Molecular function (GO): nuclear export signal receptor activity
Source: RefSeq, a predicted model, not a curated record
UGAAUCACUUUUUUUUUUUCUUUUUUUCUUUUUAGGUUACUUGCUUGGCACAUGUUUACUUCCUAUCUCUUAUUUUAUUUGACUCGUUUGACUAGAGUAUUAUGAUAAGACAUCGAAUUUCUUAUUUUUCACACAUUAGCUUCAAGAUAUUUUUAAGCAAAACAUGCUAUUGGACAUGAUUAAAGAAGAAAAUUAUAUAAUAUAAGUCUUAGCCCCUGCUUGGGAUGAAUUUAUAAAUGGUUUAAUUUAUAAAUAGGUAGAAACGAGUGGUGGAUAAGUGGAUAUUCCUUGUGAGUCGAUUAAAACGUGUGAUUGAAAAUGAAAGUUGACAAUUUAUAAAUGAUUUAUAAAUUUGCCAAAUUGAAGCUUAAUUAUUUUGUAGAAUCUUGAUUGGGUCGCUUAGGUUUUUGAUAGUGCGACUUUGACUUGUCGUAGCUUGCGUCGAGCUCGAAUGUAGAGUCUGAAGCCUUUAAGCCUAGAUAAGUCUGCACUUGUAAUUCGUCAUUUUUAAUAAGUUGUAAAGAAAUCAAGUAGUAGGAAAAUGACACUUUGGUUGUAUAUAUACAAAACCAUGUGUUUGAGGAAAUUGAUAAUGAAGUCAUUGUACAAUUUUUUCAAAUUAUGAAAACUAGUAAGGAACAAUAGUAAUAAACUACGAGAUUUUUAAUGCCAUUAUAUUACUGUCCUAUUUGAGAAAAAAAAUCUUAAUUAAAUGUUACCCACACUAGGGUGAGCUUUUAUAUCGUGUCUGUCUUUAUUUUCACUGUGUUUGCCAUCACUGUCUAUUUCAUUGCAGAUGAUUACAAAGAAUUUUGAAGAUUAUCCUGAGCACCGGCUCAAGUUUUUUUCAUUACUUCGUGCCAUUGCUACACAUUGUUUUCCUGCUCUGAUCCAGUUGUCCAGUGAGCAAUUAAAGCUUGUUAUGGAUUCCAUCGUUUGGGCUUUCCGGCACACUGAAAGGAACAUUGCUGAAACUGGACUUAACCUUUUAUUGGAGAUGCUAAAAAACUUUCAGGCUUCUGAGUUCUGCAAUCAGUUCUACAAAACCUAUUUUUUGACGAUAGAGCAAGAAAUUUUUGCUGUUAUAACGGACACCUUCCAUAAGCCCGGUUUUAAAUUGCAUGUACUAGUGCUGCAGCACUUGUUCUGCCUGGUCGAAUCCGGUCUUUUGACUGAGCCUUUAUGGGACGUUGCUGCAGUUCCUUACCCGUAUCCAAACAAUGCCAUGUUUGUUCGUGAGUACACCAUUAAACUUUUGAGCUCGUCUUUCCCCAACAUGACAGCAACUGAGGUGACCCAAUUUGUAAAUGAACUCUUUGAGUCGAGGGCUGACCUUUCUGCAUUCAAGAACCACAUACGAGACUUUCUCGUUCAAUCGAAAGAAUUUUCAGCUCAGGAUAACAAAGAUCUUUAUGCUGAGGAAGCUGCUGCUCAGAGAGAGAGGGAGCGACAGAGGAUGCUCUCAAUCCCUGGACUCAUUGCACCCAAUGAGAUUCAAGAUGAGAUGGUGGACUCAUAAGUGCUGGCAAAUCUUGCGCCCGAGACUACAUUUUUGGAUUUCAACUUUUGAGAAUUAGGUCUGGGCUCCUGUGAAUCCAUGAUCAUACAUUUCACUUUCCAUAUGUAUUUUGCUCUCCAUGUUAUAGUGUCUUCGGCAAUUUGACUUUGAUUGUGUGGUGAUUGGUGGAGGUGUCCAGGCACGCGGUUUGGUUCUGAAGAAAUCACGUGCUGGUUGGUUGUAGAGUAAUCAAAUUCUAGUGUAGGGUUACAGCAUAUCAUUGUUAUGGAUCCUUGAAUCAUCUGUGACAUUGUAAUUCGGGACUAAUUUUGGACACUGUUAAAAUGGCCUUCUUAGGCGCCUAUCGACGACUCAGAAUAGGUUCAAUCCAAUGUAUACAAAGUUGGCAGAUUAUGCAGACAUACUGUUUGUCUAGGCAUUGGUAGUGUAGUUUUUGUAUUCUAGAAUUUAGACAUAUUCUUUUAGUGGUUACUUUAAAUUGUGGUUUGUGGCAACUUUGUUUGUUCAACAA